UCCACUUGUGGAACUCCUCCCGAGCUGUGUAAUGAUGAGUGCCAGGUAGUGAUGAUGAGUGCCAGGCAGUGAGGAAGACGCUCAGUGAAAAGCAUCAAACUGUGGAGAGGACGAUUGAAACUGAGGGUGCAUCGGCAGCAUUUUAUUUCAUAAACCAACACUUGUUGACUCACUUGGGAGAUAUCAGAGAUGGAUUUUCUUCAUGAUUCCAAUGUCUCUGUGGAAUACAUCAAUACAACAGCAUCAGCUGUGGACAGCCCCCCUCACUGCAGCGCCAUCCUCCUUGUCAUCUUUGGCAUCAUCUUCCUUUUGGGCAUCCUGGGCAACUGUAUUGUCAUCUACACUAUUAUGAAGAAAACCAAAUGUCGCGCCAAGCAAACGGUUCCUGAUGUCUUCAUCUUGAAUUUGUCCAUUGUUGAUGUCCUGUUCCUCCUUGGGAUGCCGUUCCUAAUCCACCAGUUGCUAGGCAACGGGACAUGGCGCUUUGGAGCCGCAAUGUGCACAGUCAUUACCGCGCUGGACUCCAACAGUCAGAUUGUGAGCACAUACAUUCUGACCGCCAUGACCCUGGAUCGUUACAUCGCCACGGUCCAUCCCAUACGUUUCAACUACAUCCGGACGCCUUUCGUGGCCUCGCUGGUCAUCAUCUUUGUCUGGGCUCUGUCCUUGAUCACCAUCAUCCCCGUGUGGUUGUACGCCGACCUGAUGCCUCUACCUGACGGCCUGGUGGCCUGCGCUUUGCUUCUGCCCGACCCGGUCACCGACACAUACUGGUUCACGCUGUACCAGUUCUUCCUGGCCUUUGCUAUCCCUCUGGCUAUCAUCUGCAGAGUGUUCUUCAAGAUCCUGCAGCACAUGUCCACCAGCGUGGCCCCACUUCCUCCGAGGAGUCUGAGGGUACGCACCAGAAAGGUGACCCGAAUGGCGGUCGCCAUCUGCUUGGCCUUUUUCAUCUGCUGGGCGCCCUACUAUAUCCUCCAGCUGGUCCACUUGGGUGUGCAGAACCCGAGCCUGGCCUUCUCCUAUGCCUACAACAUCGCCAUCAGCAUGGGAUACGCUAACAGCUGCAUCAACCCCUUUCUCUACAUUGUCCUGAGUGAAACCUUCAAGAGGCAGGUCCUCAGAGCCGUACGUCCGGCCAGCAUGAAUUUUAAUGUCAACUCGAGCACUGCAGAGGGGGGCAGCGUGAGUAUGAGGAUGGUGCCAGAGGGGGGUCACGUGGAGCCAGCCUGCAGGGAGAUGUUACCGUCCAAUGUCCCCUCACAGUGAAGAAUGGCCCGAAGAGCAAAAGAGAGGGUAGGAAUUGUGGAUGAACGUUACGAUAUCGUUACAUCACCAUAUUUGUUUGCAAAAUUUACAACUAAACAAUUGAAGACCUCAACACAACAAAAACAGACUCUUAGCUUUUUGUGCUCCUUUUAGGGUGGGGGCAUCCAAACUUUUUCACCAAGGACCACAUACAGAAGCAAAUGAUACGUAUGGAACGGGAGGCACUUCUGUGCAUUUAAGAUGCUAAAGCCAAUCCAAUUAGGGACAUAAAUAUUUGCUAAACUACUAUAUCUCAACAAAAUGCUGCAUAGUUGCUUUACUAAAGUAAAUUAUGUAAUUAGUAAUUAAUUUUUCUGGUCAUUAAAAAUGAGGUUCAUACCUUUUUAGGGCAUGUUACAUUUAUUGCAUAAGUUGACUCACAUACCUUUUUUGAGAUGAACUACGUGAAUUUCAACAAAGUUUAAAAACCAAAGUAAUUGGCAAUCUAUUGAAAGUUUCUUUUUCAAUUGCAGGGCAAAUUUGUAGAAAAACAUUAACAUAGACAUACACGGAUGGAUAGAUCCAUAGUUAAGGUUUAUAGAUUCGAUUUAUAGGUGUGAACCAACUCCACCACAGUCAAACACUGUCAACUGUUUUUCUGUCAACUCCAGAAGGUACUCAAAAUAUUUCACAAGCACCCUUAAAGGGGAAGUGCACUUUUUGAUUUGAAUUUUGCCUAUCAUUCAUAAUCUUUAUGUGAAAAAUCAACACAUAUUUAUUUCCCUUUUCUGUGCAUUAGAGCCCAAAAAACGAGUUAAUAUGAGCUAGCUAACAAUGCACAUAUUGGGAUGCACCUAUUCCAAUGUUGAAGACCUACAAAAAACCCUCUAAAAACGUUGCAUUGUUUGAUAUACAUGACUUACACCGAUGAUAACAUGUAAUAGUUGCCGUAUUUAAUUUUUUAAUUCACUUGCAAAACUUCUUUUCAAGGCGCAUUGAUACACAUACUUAUGCUAGUUUUGUCAACAACAGUGAUAACACUUACAAUGUCUGCUCUCCUCGGGAUGGCUGUGUCUUCCAGCACAAUCCUCAAAAAAUGCAUCUUGUUGAGUCUUCAUAGCGAAAUUGAAAGCUAGGUAUCCACUCUUUCAUCUGUGAAUGACGGUGAGAUGAGCGCUUAGCGUGUUAGUCCGCGAGCUAAAAAUAGCUUUUCAUGCUAGCUGCUACAAUAACAAUAUCGCUGUAGCUUGGUUCAUAUACAUUACAAGUCAGGUAAAAAGGGAAAGAAAUAUGUGUUCAUGUUUCACAUAAGGAUUGUGAAUGACGGGCACCCCCCCCCCCCACAUAAUGUGGUGUACCUACGUAAAGUGAUGCUAUAGCUAUAUCUUUCACUAAUUUCUCCUCUUCUUUCUAAAUUGUGCUGCUAAUGGUUUUGACUUUCUCCUUUCCACGAUCUCCCACCCAAAUCGCAGUCAAGGCUAAACCAACUCAUUGACUUUUUUUUUUUUAUUUCAUAUUUUUGAAGUGAAAUAGUGUUUCAUAAUGUUUGAGACUCUUGGUCUUCCAUAUUAUUAAUAUGAUUAAGAAGUAAUGUGUUUUGAGUAAUUACUUUUGGUAUUUACCUUCUAAUUAACCUGAGAGCAGAGAUCCAGAGGCACCCCACCCCUUCUCAACUCUGUUUGGUUUGAUCCACAGUCAAUAGGAUUAUUUUUCUUUCCCCUGUGCUGCCCCCCCAAGUGACUGCCGCCCUGGGCAAUCGCCGAUGUGGCCCAAACUUUGACACCCCUACUCUGUAUACAUAUUGGCUGU
Doryrhamphus excisus (bluestripe pipefish) is the source of this 3057-nucleotide messenger RNA. RefSeq names its product melanin-concentrating hormone receptor 1a (gene mchr1a). Gene Ontology annotation, molecular function: neuropeptide binding; melanin-concentrating hormone receptor activity. Gene Ontology annotation, cellular component: neuron projection; plasma membrane. Gene Ontology annotation, biological process: neuropeptide signaling pathway. The record is from RefSeq and is a predicted model, not a curated record. NCBI's taxonomy places the organism in Eukaryota, Metazoa, Chordata, Actinopteri, Syngnathiformes, Syngnathidae.